Molecule: messenger RNA, 2223 nt
Organism: Cordyceps militaris CM01
Lineage: Eukaryota; Fungi; Ascomycota; Sordariomycetes; Hypocreales; Cordycipitaceae
Product: ATP-dependent RNA helicase SUB2
Exons: 9
Coding region: 1-2223 (740 amino acids)
Biological process (GO): mRNA export from nucleus; mRNA splicing, via spliceosome
Molecular function (GO): RNA helicase activity; ATP binding; RNA binding
Source: RefSeq, a predicted model, not a curated record
AUGGCUUGCGCCGGGUAUCAUUCGUUUCUAUGCAUUCUCUCUCUCUCUCGUCUCUUCCGCCGCCACGUCUGCUUCCUGGCCGUGUCCUCCUCCGCGAGCAAGUUUCCUCCUCCGCGCGCCGCCUUUUCUAUUUGUUGUCUCGCCUACUGGGAAGCGCUUCACGCCGGCGCACGCGCGGCAGCGGACGGUGAGCACGUCAGUGGCCCAUGGCUUGCGCCUGCUCGCGCUGCCGACCGAGGCGUCGCAAGACCGGCCCUCGAUGAGCAGCGCGUCGCAGUACCGGCAGACGCUGCGCUUCAUCACAGGACACGGCCGGAUCAGCACCUUGCGGGUGACGGCGCGCAUGUCGGCGAGAAGACUUCGCGACAUGUUGCGCAGGGCGCGCUGCUGCUGUUUCUGGUCGUCGUCGGCGGCUCCGUGGCUCGCUGGCUGGGCUGGGAGAUCCGAAGCGGCGGCGGCGGUGUCGUCGUACCCUGGCCUGCUGCUGUUGGCUGCUGCUCGUACGCUGUUGGGUGUGUCGUUGACAGUGCUGGGCUGCAGGGAAGCGGUCGCAAGAAAGGCAGCGGCUUGGUAGAGCCGACACCACUUUCGUCGCCUCAACGAUCUGUGCGCAAACGCAGCCUGUCGAUUUUCCGAGAAUUUCGCUCGGAAUUGAUCUCCGAAAGAUCCGUCGCUAUCUACCCACACGAAACACCGCUCAUCAUGUCUCACGAGGAGGAUCUCAUUGACUACUCCGACGAGGAGAUUGGUGCCAACGAGACCGCCAACACAGCGACUAAAAAAGGCGAGCUUGCCGCCAAUAGCAAUGUCGACAAGAAGGGUAGCUACGUCGGCAUCCACUCCACCGGUUUCCGUGACUUUCUGCUGAAGCCCGAGCUUCUGCGCGCCAUCGGAGACUGCGGUUUCGAGCAUCCAUCGGAGGGAACGAAGACGGAAGAGGCAAGUUCGCGCUUGGAAGAAAGCAAGACUGUAGAUGACUAUAUUGACGGCCUUCCGGCCUUUCGGAUCGACGCCGUGGAUCUUGGCCGAAGCGCGACCAGUCCUGGUGGUAGAACGUCUAGGUCCAAGACGUCAAGCAGACCGUUGGAGAAAAGCGGCAAGGCAAACCCCGUUGAUGUGCAAUGGCACAUUGACAUGGAUCUUGUCCAACAAACCUGCAUUCCCCAGGCUCUUCUCGGUGGUGAUAUCAUCUGCCAGGCCAAGUCUGGUCUUGGCAAAACUGCCGUCUUUGUGCUCGCGACCCUGCAGCAGGUUGAGCCUGUCAACGGCGAGGUUUCGGUUGUGGUCAUGUGCCACACUCGCGAGCUGGCCUACCAGAUCCGCGAUGAGUACAACCGUUUCAGCAAGUACAUGCCCGAUAUCAAGACCGGUGUCUUCUAUGGUGGUACUCCCAUCAAGACCGACAUGGAGACCCUCAAGAACAAGGACACUUGCCCUCACAUCAUUGUUGGCACUCCCGGCCGUCUCAAGGCUCUUGUCCGCGACAAAGCUCUGCGCCUUGGCAGCGUUCGCAUCUUUGUUCUCGACGAGUGCGACAAGAUGCUCGACCAACCCGAUAUGCGCACUGAUGUGCAGGACGUAUUCCGCGCUACUCCCCACCAGAAGCAGGUCAUGAUGUUCUCCGCGACUCUGUCGGAGGAGGUCAAGCCUAUCUGCAAAAAGUUCAUGCAGAACCCUACCGAGCAUUACGUUGAUGAGGACACCAAACUUACUCUGCACGGUCUGCAGCAGUACUACAUCAAGCUUGAUGAGAAAGAGAAGAAUCGCAAGCUCAAUGACCUCCUCGAUGAGCUGCAAUUCAACCAGGUCAUCAUCUUUGUAAGGAGUACUGUCCGCGCUACGGAGCUGGACAAGCUGCUGCGCGAAUGCAACUUCCCCUCGAUUGCUGUCCACUCGGGCGUCAGCCAGGAGGAGCGCAUCCGUCGAUACAAGGAGUUCAAGGAAUUCAAGAAGCGUAUCUGCGUUGCCACUGACGUAUUUGGUCGCGGCAUUGACAUUGAGCGUAUCAACCUAGCCAUCAACUACGACCUGUCCGCUGAUGCCAGCUCGUACCUUCACCGUGUCGGUCGUGCUGGUCGCUUCGGCACCAAGGGUCUCGCCAUUUCGUUCAUCAGCAGCGAGGAUGACCAAAAGGUUCUUGGCGAGAUUGAAAAGCGCUUUGAGGUCGCUCUUCCCGAGUUUCCCAAGGAGGGUGUUGAUGCCAGCACCUACAUGGCUUCUUAG